Messenger RNA from Prunus armeniaca (apricot), 2820 nucleotides. The record is from the annotation of a GenBank genome assembly. Lineage: Eukaryota; Viridiplantae; Streptophyta; Magnoliopsida; Rosales; Rosaceae.
AUGUCUGCCGUAGGCGAAAGCGACGUGCCCUCAAAUCCCACUCCAACAAAACCCAAUGGCGCUGUGAGCACUACACCUCCACAAGCCACCCAAUGCACCAGGCAGUUCAUGACCUCCGUGGCGUCCAAGAUCGCCUCCCAGCCUCUCCAGAAUUACGAUCCUGGAGUCUGGGGCGUCCUCACCGCCAUUUCCGACCAGGCCCGUAAACGCAGCCAGGGUAUAAAUAUCCUUUUGACUGCUGAUGAGCAUUACAUUGGCCGAACCGUGGCUGAUGUGCGUUUCCAGAUUGAAUCCACUGCGGUUAGUGCAAGACAUUGCAAGAUAUACAGGAAGAUGGUUGCUAAUGGAGACACGAAACAUCCAUCGGUAUUCUUGAAAGAUAUGAGCACAAAUGGGACAUAUCUCAACUGGAAGAAGUUGACAAAAGGUGGCCUUGAAGCUGAAGUACGCCAUGGAGAUAUUAUAUCACCUUCUGCACCUCCUCAGCAUGAUGUUGCAUUUGCAUUCGUAUACAGAGAAGUUUUAGUGUCCAAUACCAGUACAGAUGGUGCAUUUGCAAAAAGAAAAGCAGAGGAUUUUGUUUCUGAUACGAAGAGACUAAAAGGUAUUGGCAUUGGUGCUCCGGAGGGUCCUAUAUCUCUUGAUGAUUUUCGAAGUCUUCAACGGUCAAACACGGAAUUGAGGAAGCAAUUAGAAACUCAAGUUGUUACAAUUGAUACAUUGCGCAAUGAGAAUCGUCUGGCUGUUGAGCGUCAUGAAAAUGAAAAGAAAGAAUUGAAAGAAUCAGUUGCAAGACCGUACCUUGAUCAACUCAGUGAGUUGCAUCACACUCUGGAGAUUAAACAGAAGGAUCUGGUAGAGGCCAGUAGAAUAUCUGCAGAAACAAAACAUGCUAUCGAAGACCUCAAUGAAAGGCUCAGUGCUGCUAUGCAGUCAUGUUCUGAAGCAAAUGAAAUAGUGAAUAGUCAGAAAGCAUCUAUAGCUGAACUCAAGGCACAACUGGAUGAAGAGCGCAAUCAGAGAAGAGAAGAACGAGAAAAGGCUGCAGCAGAUCUAAAAGCAGCAGUGCAGAAAGCUCAACUAGAGGCUGAAGAGGAAAUAAAACGAUUUUCGGAUGCUGCCACGAGACGACAGAGAGAGCAACAAGAAGUAAUUAAUAAGCUUCAGGAAUCAGAGAGAGAAACAUGUUUACUAGUAGAAACCUUGAGAACCAAAUUGGAAGACACUAGGCAAAAGUUGGUUAUCUCUGACUAUAAAGUUCGCCAGCUUGAAACCCAACUUUCUGAAGAGCAGUCAACCUCCGAAAGUCGAAAAAUAAGAGUAGAAGAACUUGAACAUGAGAUGAGAGGAUUGCGGAAAGAGCUUGAGAGUGAAAAGCAGGCGGCUCGAGAAGAAGCAUGGGCCAAAGUUUCUGCCCUCGAACUAGAGAUAAAUGCUGCUAUGCGAGAUCUUGAUUUGAGAGACGGAGACUUAAAGCUGCCAGAGAAAGAAUUAUGCUUAGACCCCCCAAGUUUUCGGAUUGUACAAAUUUUUGUACUCUUAACAUUUGGUCAAUUCUUUUUAAACAACACAAAUGGAGGUCAAUCUUCUAUCAGGGUUUUUUUGGUUGGGGGGGAGACACAGCUAAGAGCAUUUUAUUCCACAACCGAGGAGAUUUCUGUACUUUUUGCUAAACAGCAGGAACAGUUGAAAUCAAUGCAGAGGACGCUGGAAGAUGAGGAAAAUUAUGAUAACACAUCAGUUGAUAUUGACCUCAAUGUGACUGUUGGUGAUAUAAGUGGAACUGAAGGCAGAGGAAAUGAAGCAAUCAGAUAUCAUAAUAACAUUCCUGGUAAAGCAGGGUCAGCUACAACACUGCAGAGGUCUGACAGAAAUCAAGUUGUAACUUCUAGUGAUGAAGUUAGUGUUACAGAGAAGCAUGACUGUGAUAUCAGAAGCCAAGAAGGUCAACAUACCGAAGAGGUAGAAUUUACAAGUGCAGACCAUGGGGUCAAGGGUGGCUUUGGUUCUGAGAUUGAUGGUGUUGGCACGGCACCAAUUAUGGAGGGAGAUGGCAUUGAGACUGAGCAUGUUCCUGAAACUGAAAGCCCUGGAAUCAAUGGUGAGCAGAAUAUUGAUCUGAAUAAGAUUGUCACUUUUGAUGGGGAUACGAUGCAACUUGAUGAUGAAGCCAACAUACAAGAAAACGAUGAGCAGGUUCCAAUGAUUUGUCAGGAGCGUCACUCUCAAUCAAAUAGCCCCUGUGAAACUCUAAAAGAUAUGGGAGAUACAGAAGGCUGUGGCGCAAUCAGGACAGCAGACCUUAUAGCUUCUGAAGUUAUUGGUAGCUGGGCUUGCAGCACAGCCCCUUCUCUCCGUGGAGAUAAUGAAUCUCAAAGAAGUAGAGACAACAAUGAGGAAGGUGCUGCUGGGCCACACGACUCCACUGAUCAGGUGGCUGAGAGCCAAAGUAAUCCCUCUUCUGAUGCUGCUGCCAGAAGACAGAAUCGCGAACGUCAUGCACUGAGUGAAAUGAUUGGGAUUGUUGCUCCAGACUUAAAAGGGCAGUUCGGUGGAAUUGUGGAUGAUAGUGAUGAUCACGGGAGAGAAAAGAGGGUACUGCAUCCGACUCAGAUACCGAGAGUUGUUCGAACAAUGAAGAAGAUAACAGAACUGAUGCUAAAGGUGGAUCAAUGUCGGAUUCAGAGACUGAGGGUAGUGAUCAGGUUGCCGAAGAUAAAAAAUUGGGUGAUGCAAUGGAUGAAGAUGAACAAGAUACAGAAGAUUCUCUUGGAUAAUAGGCGUGUAAUGAAUGCACUGACUACUCUAAUACUUAUCUAG